GAGCGCUCGCUGAGAGUGGAGAGUGCUGCGAGCUGUGUGCGCGCCGCGCGUGUUUUACUCUCUCUCUCUCUCUCUUUCUCUCUCGCGCGCGCGCGCGUUCGUUCUCCUCGGGAGUCCACGUCAAGUGCCCCACGGCCCGCGCCGCGUCGCCGUCGCCGUUGCGACCGUCCGAAAUUCGCGAACGCAAUAAUUUUCCCCGGAAAAUUGCACAACCACAGGACUACUCUUUGGAGUUCGCGCUUCUCUCCGCGUGCUUCGAUAAUCGCACGUUUCAUCGUCGUCGUCGUCGGACUUGUUCAGUGCGAGCUCUGACCGUCAAGUUGUGGACACACGAGCCUUUCCGAGUAUCGAGACGUGAUCUUGAAAUAAUCGCGGCGGAGUGGUGCUCGAUGCACUCGAGAGUUCAUGCUUCCAGUGCCGUUCUCGGGUUUUCUAAACAUUUACCGGCGGCUCACUUCGACGUGUACCACGACGGUAUACCGAGCCACGAUUGGCGGGUCUUAAUCGAUUUUUGAUUGCUGAAAUUCUAACUGCUCCAACCGUAAUUGCGUGCAAGAGUGUGUAUAACCGUUGAGAUUAUCAGCGCAGCGUCGGCCGCUGCGGGACGAGCGAGCGAGCGAGCGAGCGAGCGAGGGAACCCAGGCUCGUUCGGAAGCAUCACCCUUUGCUUUGCGAAAGGUGUGAAAAAGGAGGAGGAUCCCGCCGUAAUUCCGAAUCGAGCUAUCGAGUUCGAUGUCCUGCACGAGGGCCGGAGAGGAGGGACGCGAGUAUUUAGAAGAAACCGAGAAGAGGAAGCGCCGCGAACUUUCUUCCACGUUUUUUUUGUGCGCGAUAAAGAGAAGCUGGAGUGUACAGUUAAUUAGUGCGUAAAGCUAAGUGAGGCAUUGACAGUCUCGGUGAGAAAAAGAAAGAGAGAGUUGACAGUUGUGGAUCAGCUGGAGAUCCUCGGCGCUUCCGCUUGUGGAAAAAUAAAUAUAUAAGUUGGUAACCAUUCGUUCGGAAGUGAUAUAAGUGAAGGGAACUUUGACUAAAUAUACACAAUUGUUGAAUUAAUUGGGGAACAAUUGAGCACAAAGAUUUUUCCUGAGACAAAAGUCGUCCGGAGGAGGCUCGGACUUCUGUCACCUGAAGAGAAAAAAGGACGAGAGGAAAACAAACAAAACUUGCAUCACGUGGGAGACUCGUUGUCUUCAGAAUACUGAGAAAUUGUGAUAAGAUAGCGGCGGUCGUUCAACGCUAAUAAACGCGCUCGACGAGAAGGCGGCAUUGUGAUUUCUGACCGAGGUGGCCAAUCGCUCGCGCGCGGCUGUCGGUCCCUGAGAAAGGAGCUCGAUCGCGCUCGAUUCGGGCGCUUCGAACGUGCAGAAUCGCAAGAAGAGUGUGUUGCGCAAGAUCGGCGUGUCGUCGCCGCGACUGGAAAAGGGGGCUGUGUGUUACUCAACGCGCCGGCUUUAUCGCGCCGCCAAGGAUCCCCGCGCGAGGAAGAGUCCGCCGCUCGGCGUGCCAGGCGACCUCGUAAUCGGCGGUUACGUUCGUUCCACCGGGUAGAAAACGAACAUCAGCGCGGGACCAGCGUCGGUUGCCUCUGCUCUCAUCGGCCAUCGCCACCGUCUUCUGCGAGUCGCCGGGAAUUAGCGGGGAAGGUUCUAAUUAACGCUGCCAUUAAUAGCUCUCCGUAUCUAAGCGGACGACUUCGGCCGAUGAUUAAUAGAUAAUCGCCGAUUAAAUACUUCAAGGCGAGGAACGAGAGCGAGAGGAGAGCUCUCGUUGCUUCUCUUCGAAACAAUAUCUUUGUGCUUUCACACCGCACUGUAAUUGAAUAUAUCUCUUUCUAUUGGUUCUAUAUAAUCCUUCUCAAUCGCUGGAGUAAGAUCCGCCUGUUUUCUGUGCAAUCUCUCUCUUUCUCUCUUGCGCGGAAACGAAAGAGAAUUUAAUGAAGUGCAUCAGAGAUUGAUUAGCGGUCGUUAAUUACAUCGCCGCGGAAUUGAGCAGUGAUGACUCGAGCAGAUGAUUGACCGUUCGUUACAGUAAUUAAUUCCGUUGAGUGUGCUGGCGAUUGUCGCGUGUGCUCGAGAAGGACAGCGGCGCUCUUUUGCGCGCGCGAGUGGGUGUCAGUGUCCUGCCGAGGACCGGGGAUGCGAGUAAAGUGCAAAGUGAUGUAACUGGUGCAUUCACUGCGGAGGCAAUGUGUGAUGCUCAGCGAUCAGCCCGAAUGACACUUGGCCCACGCAGCUGAUGACAAACGUAAACAGGAUCAAGGUGGUCGUCCUCGGCGGCCCCAGAGUCGGCAAAUCAGCCGUGGUUGUGCGGUACUUGACGAGGCGAUACAUCGGCGAGUACAGCUCGACCAGUGAUUUUCUCUACCGACACAGCGUCACUAUUGAUAACGUCACGACGGAGGUCGAGAUACUUGACACGUCCAGGUGCGAGGAGAAUGGCUGCCUGUACUCGCAUAUACGAUGGGGCGAGGCCUUCGUCGUGGUCUACAGCGUGACAUGUAAGCGGAGCUUUCAGGAAGCCCGUGGACUUCUCAAGCAACUCGCGGAUCUACGCCUGCCGUCCUAUUUCACCGCCCUCCUGCUCGGCAACAAGAGAGAUUUGGAUCAUGCACGAGAGGUCUGCGUGGACGAAGGCCAACAGCUGUCGCUGGCGCACGGAUGUCAGUUUUACGAGGUGAGCGCCGCGGAGAGUCCCGCGGGGGCGGCGUUAGCUUUUCAGGCGCUCCUGCGGGAGGCGAGGUCGGUCCAGCUUCUGCGAGCGUUGCCGAUCCGCAGGAAGCUGGGCGUACACUCGGUCUCGAGGGUCCUCGGGACGAUCUUCGGCAAAAACACCACCAAGGACCGUAAGAAAAGGCCGUCGUUGAGCAUAUGACGCCUUCUAUGCGCCCUCCUCCUCGGAGGACGAGAUGAGCCAGGCAGGAGAACUGACAUCGUCGUCCUCAGCAGCAACGUCUAUUCCAAUCGCUGACGAAGUUUUCAGUAAGGACAUGCAGAAUCUCCCUUGUGCCUUUCUGACGAAAGGCAGUCAUUAUCAGGAUCCGGAAGACCGUUUUUGGAAGUGUCCUUUGACGGCGAGAAAGCGAUCCUUUUCUUCAAGCGUCUUGAAGAAAGAUGCGUUUGCUAAUGGCAAUCAAACUCCCGAAGUCCUGGAUUCGGGGGUUUCCUAAUAAAACUCCGAGGACGCAAGACUGAUUUUCUGGUUUCGAGGACAUGCAGGGUACGAUGCACUCUGACUCAAAGUGUCUACGGCUCUUUUCAACAUCCGGUAGUAGCCGAGAGAUCCAGACUCCAAGAAGAUUUCAGUCAUGGAGGGCGGCAUUCAUUUUUGGAAAAAAGAAACUGUUUCGUGUGCCGAAGAAGGACGUUUGGUGUUCGCGUGUGAUUCUGCUUUCAGUGGCGUGAGAGAAGCGAGUCGACGUAGAACUGAGAGAUUGUUUCGCGGUACGCAAAGGUACUUUUCUUUUUAAUAUUGCGAUAAUAUUUUACAGUGAUUACAAGUGACUGGCAAGUUGUUCCUGAACGACGUAGUCCUUAGAUCGAUUUAUCGAAAAUGAUCUUAUGAUUGCGAAUCGCGCAAUCGGUUCCGCGAGUGCAAAUUUUAUAAUUUGGGAUACAUAAAAUACUUGCACAUUACUCGGUAUUUAAGUUAUUACGUUACUAACCCUAAACAGUGUAUAAAGUUCUCGUUUCAUUAAUUUUUUUAGUGAUACUUAUAAACAUCUAAACUCUUCGAAAGAUAUUUAUACACGAUUGUUUAACUCACGCUUCUAUAUAUUUUUCAGCUAUCCUUUUGUUGAUCAUGAUUUUGAAACUAAAUAUUUUUUUUCAUAACAAUGAAAUAUUUUAUACUGUUUAGGGUUUGUUAUUUUUUUUUUCUUUCAAUGCUCCCGUACGAAACCCGUGAGUCUUUCAAAUUUCGAUAUUUCCACCAAGUGGAAGAAGAGAUCGCGAUUCGAUUCGAUUUUCUGCCUAUCGCCUUAAUUGUAUCUGGAAGGUGUUCGCAGAGGUGCUCUCGUUGAGAGCGAUUUUUAGCACCUUCAUCGCCAGGCGUGAUUGAUUCGAUGACUUUAAUGUUCCUAAAGAAAGUAGCCUAAGUGUAAAUAGCGCACACGUUCACUUAUACUCUGCUGAGAGUCUCGGAGACUUGAGUAAUCAUUAAGAUUUGCAUACGAGAGAGAAGAAAUAAUGAGCGCGGGUGUUGAAACAAUUCUACAAUUAAAGAUUAUUUGAUUUGUUUAUUUGAUCUAAUAAUUAAUCGAGAAUAUUUACGAUCGUAACAAACGAAUACGAAAUAAUACAGAUUUGAAUCUCAACUAAAAAUAAAGUUUAGGUUUUUUUUUUUGAUCGUAUAAUUUGCAUUUGGUUUCUCGCAGACCGGAAUAAACGAAUAAGGAAUAGCCUUAAUAAAGCUGUUAGUGGGUUAAAAAAAUAUUAACGAUCGUUUGUGAAUGGAUGCCGUGUUACGUCCGUCAGCGAUGACAGAUCGAUUAUCAUCUGCUCUAUCAUAGAAAGUGCUGGCUCUUUGCCUUUUUUUUGCCGAGCUCUUCAAUCGCGCGCAAUGUUUUUGUAAAUCGUCCUUCUUUUUCUACGACAAGCAUAGAGAGUAGAGACUACGAUCGACUUUUGAGGUUCGUAGUUCCGUAAACACUUUCAGAGUGCCUUCCGGACGAUGUCCGUUAUACUUUUUUUUGCCAGCAGCUGAUGUGCUUCUUGAUGCGACGUGUUAAACGAAGAAAAAGAAGCAACUCUAUUUACAUUACGUUUAAGAAAAUGAAUAGGUAACGAGCGGUAAAUUGCGUGAUCCCCUCUUUAGCGCGUCAGUUUCUAGCAGAAAAAAAAGAGACCGUGAAACACGGGCUUUUAAACCUGGCUUCGUCGAACGGGGAAUCGCUCGGCGCGAAGCCAGUGUCUCUCUUUUUUUCACGAUAUACAUUCCACUUGAAAUUAGCGUCCCUCUGAAAUGUAUUAUGCGUGUGUAUGCGUGUGAGUGAGAGAGUGCGUAAUUCGAUUCCAGGCAGAUGUCGAUCGCUGUAUUCGAAGUGCUAGUCACUUGUUAUCGAGAGAGGAUAAUAAUAAAGGAGCGUCUUUUGUUAAA
Wasmannia auropunctata (little fire ant) is the source of this 5094-nucleotide messenger RNA. RefSeq names its product ras-related and estrogen-regulated growth inhibitor-like. The coding region runs from base 2236 to 2871 and encodes 211 amino acids. NCBI's taxonomy places the organism in Eukaryota, Metazoa, Arthropoda, Insecta, Hymenoptera, Formicidae. The transcript has 6 exons. Gene Ontology annotation, molecular function: GTP binding; GTPase activity. The record is from RefSeq and is a predicted model, not a curated record.